Messenger RNA from Trichoderma atroviride IMI 206040, 1577 nucleotides. RefSeq lists its product as uncharacterized. Gene Ontology annotation, cellular component: cytoplasm; nucleus. Gene Ontology annotation, molecular function: ATP binding; MAP kinase activity. Lineage: Eukaryota; Fungi; Ascomycota; Sordariomycetes; Hypocreales; Hypocreaceae. The record is from RefSeq and is a predicted model, not a curated record. Gene Ontology annotation, biological process: intracellular signal transduction; protein phosphorylation.
CUACAACCAGACAGCCCACCGAACGAGGCCUUUGUCACCCUUUUCUGAACUCUGGUGUGCUUUUGCGUCUUUUGUUUUCCUGUUCGCCGCUUCGUUUUCGAGCUUUUCUGAGAAGCACGAGCGAGAGCCUCUACAAGCGAGCUUUCGGAAUUGCCCUCACCUCUUCACAACCACAAAAACCACAACGGCAGUCGAUUUAGGCCCAAGCCGCCAGCCCGACCACCAUGUCUCGGUCGACCGCCCCCAAUGCGUCAGCGUCGCGCAAGAUCUCCUUCAAUGUCAGCGAGCAGUAUGAUAUUCAGGAUGUAGUUGGUGAAGGAGCCUACGGUGUUGUUUGCUCCGCCAUUCACAAGCCGUCAGGACAAAAGGUUGCCAUCAAGAAGAUCACCCCCUUCGACCAUUCCAUGUUCUGUCUGCGAACCCUGCGAGAGAUGAAGCUGCUGCGCUAUUUCAACCACGAAAACAUCAUCUCCAUCCUCGAUAUCCAGAAGCCUCGAAGCUAUGAUAGCUUCAACGAGGUCUACCUCAUUCAGGAACUCAUGGAGACGGAUAUGCACAGAGUUAUCCGCACCCAAGAUCUAUCCGACGAUCACUGCCAGUACUUCAUUUACCAGACGCUGCGUGCGCUCAAAGCUAUGCACUCGGCCAAUGUUCUGCACCGAGAUCUCAAGCCCUCCAACUUGCUGUUAAAUGCCAACUGCGAUCUGAAAGUCUGCGAUUUUGGUCUGGCCAGAUCUGCCGCUUCCCAGGAGGACAACUCGGGUUUCAUGACGGAAUAUGUCGCUACGCGAUGGUAUCGUGCGCCCGAGAUCAUGUUGACCUUUAAGGAGUACACCAAGGCCAUUGAUGUUUGGUCCGUUGGCUGUAUCCUGGCUGAGAUGCUGAGCGGCAAGCCUCUGUUCCCUGGCAAAGAUUACCACCACCAGCUGACUCUGAUUCUGGAUGUGCUCGGCACACCCACUAUGGAGGACUACUACGGCAUCAAGUCUCGGCGAGCACGAGAGUACAUCCGCUCGCUGCCUUUCAAGAAGAAGGUGCCAUUCCGCACCUUGUUCCCCAAGACGUCUGACCUGGCACUCGACCUCCUGGAGAAGCUGCUUGCAUUCAACCCCGUGAAGCGAAUCACGGUAGAGGAUGCCCUCAAGCACCCAUACCUCGAGCCCUACCACGACCCUGAGGACGAGCCCACUGCGCCUCCGAUCCCGGAGGAAUUUUUCGAUUUCGACAAGCACAAAGAUACCCUGAGCAAGGAGCAGCUGAAGCAGUUGAUUUACCAAGAGAUUAUGCGGUAAAAUCAGAAAAUUCUAUUUGAAGGAAGGAGAUUGAUGAAGCACAUGGUUGAGUGAUGCCGUGUUGAGAAACUGAAUUAAAGCGGAAGCAUUUUCUUGAGGAUAUAGAGCAAUUGAGACUGGCAAAGAACGGAAAUAUAUUUCUUGGCUACAGUAAGCCGAGAAGGUGGAGGGAAAGGGAGGGACGAAAUUUGAAAUGAAUCAAUACACUGGCUUCGGGUGCCUCUACUUUUUAUUAUCUUGUUUUCUGUUUUAGUAUAUAUAUAUAUAUGUAUUCUGGUUCACUAC